AUGGCAUCAGACAUAGCGAAGGUUUGCAAACUGAUUUUCAGGGUUGGGCUGGUCUUCAUGUGUUUGUUAACCUUGAGGACUAGGUUGGAUAAAGAGGUCCGCGAUGGGCGAGUACGCGGGUGCCACACGCUCCUCGCCUUCUGCUGCCUGCAACUGGUGGCAGCGCUGGAGCAGCAGAUCUUUGACUUCCAGGGCCGCCUACCAGUGAGCUCCCACCCUAGCCAAUUUCCUGCGCCUCGUGGCGCUCACCCUGGGCAUUGUGGGCACCGCAGUGUGGCUGACACUCCGGGCUGGCCUGACUGCGUUUAUCACCUGCUUCUACCCGAAGGCUGGACCCAAUAUCCCCAGACCGCGACUUCCCCACAGCGUCCAAAUGCCCCUGUACCGAUCCAGGGAUGGAGAAUCGCCGGGCAGCGGGCGACUCCGGUUCUGAACUUCCCCUGGCCAUGGGGGGCUGCCGUGCAGUCUUGUCCCUCGCUGCCUGCUGCACUGUCCCUGCAAAGAAGCCCUCAGCAGCGCCCGCAGAUCCUCCUGGCGCUGCUCCACUUCCUGUUCGCCAGCUGUGGGAGCAAAGUCUUCCUGAAGGAGGAGGCAGCUUUGACUUCAUCAGCGGCUUCCACUCCUAGGGAUGCCAGGCGCCCCAGAAGACGUCCCGUUGACACCAGCAGCCUCUAUGCGCUUCGGGUAGCCCUGCCCUGCCUGCCCUGGCCCUGUGCCCUUGGCGCUGGACAGACCUCGGCAGCCGCGAUCUUGGUCAGGACCAGCGGGCACAGCCCUGGGGGCUCGGGACCCACUGCAGCCUGUGAAGGCCCCAUGGCUCUGCACACAGAGAGGCGGAGCAGCAGACUUUGGGACUUGGCCCUUCACAACCAGGACUUCAGAGAGGAAUGGGGCGGGCCCCUCACUACAUUCACACAUCACCGCUUGCCAAGACCUCUCCUCAACAACCAUCUUAUCAAAGGUGUGGUGUCAGCACAGCGGCAGGUCACCGUUCAGGAAGGACCCUUGUACCGCACGGAGGGCUCCCACAUCACUAUCUGGUGCAAUGUGAGUGGCUACCAGGGACCUUCUGAGCAGAAUUUCCAGUGGUCCAUUUACCUGCCUUCGUCGCCAGAGCGAGAGGUGCAGAUCGUCAGCACCAUGGACUCUUCCUUCCCCUAUGCCAUCUACACCCAGCGCAUCUGCGAAGGGAAGAUCUUCAUAGAAAGAGUCCAGGGGAACCCAACCCUAUUGCACAUCACAGAUCUUCAGGCCCGGGAUGCCGGAGAAUAUGAAUGCCACACACCCAGCACCGAUAAGCAAUACUUUGGGAUUUACAGUGCAAAGAUGAACCUAGUGGUGAUCCCAGACUCCCUGCAGACCACUGCCAUGCCCCAGACUCUGCACAGAGUGGAGCAGGACCCACUGGAGCUCACUUGUGAGGUGGCCUCGGAGACCGUUCAGCACAGCCACCUGUCUGUGGCCUGGCUCUGGCAGAAAGUUGGCGAGAAGCCCGUGGAGGUCAUCUCCCUGAGCCGAGAUUUCAUGCUUCACUCCGGCAGCGAAUAUGCCCAGAGGCAGAGCCUGGGGGAGGUGCUGCUGGACAAGCUGGGGAGGACCACCUUCCGCCUCACCAUCUUCCACCUGCAGCCUUCUGACCAGGGCGAGUUCUACUGCGAGGCCGCCGAGUGGAUCCAGGAUCCGGAUGGGUCAUGGUAUGCUAUGACCCGAAAGCGUUCCGAGGGAGCCGUGGUCAACGUCCAGCCAACUGACAAAGAAUUCACUGUUCGGCUGGAAACAGAGAAGCGGCUGCACACGGUGGGCGAGCCGGUGGAGUUCAGAUGCAUCCUGGAGGCUCGGAAUGUUCCCGACCGUUACUUUGCUGUCCCCUGAGCCUUCAACAGCUCGCUCAUCGCCACCAUAGGCCCUAACGCUGUGCCUGUCCUCAACAGCGAAUUUGCUCACCGGGAAGCCAGGGGACAGCUUAACGUGGCCAAAGAGAGCGACAGUGUCUUUGUGCUGAAGAUCUACCACCUCCGCCAGGAAGAUAGAGGGAAAUACAACUGCCGGGUGACUGAGCGAGAGAAAACCGUGACGGGGGAAUUCAUUGAUAAGGAGAGCAAGCGUCCCAAGAACAUCCCCAUCAUAGUCCUCCCCCUCGAGAGCAGCAUCUCCGUGGAGGUGGCCAGCAAUGCCAGCGUCAUCCUUGAGGGCAAGGACCUGCGCUUCUCCUGCAGCGUCCGCAUGGCAGGCAGGCUGCAGGGUCGCUUCUCUGUCAUCUGGCAGCUUGUGGACAGGCAGAACCGCCGCAGCAAUAUCAUGUGGCUAGACCGGGAUGGCACCGUGCAGCCAGGCUCGUCCUACUGGGAGCGCAGCAGCUUUGGGAGCGUCCAGAUGGAGCAGGUGCAGCCCAACUCAUUCAGCCUGGGCAUCUUCAACAGCAGGAAGGAGGACAAGGGCCAGUAUGAAUGCCAUGUGACUGAAUGGGUGCGGGUGGUGGAUGGCGAGUGGCAGAUUGUUGGGGAGCGCCGGGCCAGCACUCCCAUCUCCAUCAUAGCUCUUGAAAUGGGCUUCGCAGUAACAGCCAUCUCCCGGACACCGGGGGUGACCUACAGCGACUCCUUUGACUUGCAGUGUAUCAUCAAACCCCACUACCCUGCCCAGGUCCCCGUGUCAGUGACAUGGCGGUUCCAGCCGGUGGGCACGGUGGAGUUCCAUGACUUGGUGACCUUCACCCGGGAUGGAGGGGUCCAGUGGGGGAACAGGUCCUCCAGCUUCCGAACCCGAACUGCCACCGAGAAGGCUGAGUCCAGCAACAACGUCCGCCUAAGCAUCAGCCGAGCCAGUGACGCGGAAGCAGGCAAGUACCAGUGUGUGGCAGAGCUGUGGCGGAAGAACUACAACAACACCUGGACACAACUGGCAGAGAGGACCUCCAGCCUGCUGGUGAUCAGGCUGCUGCAGCCAGUGACAAAGCUACAGGUGAGCAAAUCGAAGAGGACCCUCACCCUGGUGGAAAACAAGCCCAUUCAGCUGAACUGCUCAGUCAAGUCUCAGACCAGCCAGAACUCCCACUUUGCGGUGCUCUGGUACGUCCACAAGCCCUCAGAUGCCAACGGCAAGCUUAUCCUGAAGACUACCCACAACUCCGCCUUCGAAUACGGUACUUACGCGGAGGAGGAGGGCCUGAGAGCCAGGCUCCAGUUUGAGAGGCAUGUGUCGGGGGGCCUGUUCAGCCUCACCUUCCAGAGAGCCAAGGUCAGCGACAGCGGCAGCUACUACUGCCACUUGGAGGAGUGGCUGCUGAGCCCCAACUACGCCUGGUACAAGCUGGCAGAGGAGGUUUCUGGGCGCACAGAAGUCACUGUGAAACAGCCAGCGGGUGCAGCCCAGAACUGUCUUCUGAGGAAGAGGUGCUCUCCUGGGCCCCCACUGUCCCCAGGCCUCAGCAGCAAGGCAAGUGAGGUGCUGCCGUCAUCCAGGCUGGACAGUUCAGUGAUUUGCCUGAGGCCCCACAGCAGGAGAACGAGAAGGCUGCCUGAUCAGAGAGUCUCUGAAGAAGAUCCUGUGGCUACAGGCUUCAGCAGAGUGUGAGGGAGACCCCAGUUAUUUCCUCAGGUGUUUCCACCAAAUCCUCCUGUCUUUCAUGGCCAACACCCCAGGCAAGGCUUGGGGUCCCCGUCUGCUGCUGGACGCAGAGCCAUGAAGAAGAAGUUAGUGGUGCUGGGCCUGCUGGCCGUGGUCCUGGUGCUGUUCAUUGUCGUCCUCUGUCU
Molecule: messenger RNA, 3752 nt
Organism: Gorilla gorilla gorilla (western lowland gorilla)
Lineage: Eukaryota; Metazoa; Chordata; Mammalia; Primates; Hominidae
Product: immunoglobulin superfamily member 3-like
Exons: 13
Cellular component (GO): membrane
Source: RefSeq, a predicted model, not a curated record